Messenger RNA from Platichthys flesus (European flounder), 3960 nucleotides. RefSeq names its product immunoglobulin like and fibronectin type III domain containing 1, tandem duplicate 3 (gene igfn1.3). Bases 1 to 3960 code for a protein of 1319 amino acids. The record is from RefSeq and is a predicted model, not a curated record. The transcript is spliced from 24 exons. Gene Ontology annotation, molecular function: protein binding. NCBI's taxonomy places the organism in Eukaryota, Metazoa, Chordata, Actinopteri, Pleuronectiformes, Pleuronectidae.
AUGUUUAAGAUACGCAGAGCCAAAGAUGAGGAGCCAACCGCUCCAGGGCAGGUGAGAAUUAAAAAGAAGUCGAACGUGCCGGGAGUUAUGAUCACCCAGUAUGUGGAGGAACUCCCAGAAGACAUGAGCACGCCAGAUUUCACUCGGAAACCAAUCUCUCUGACACUUCAAGAAGGAAAACCAGCGAUCUUCAGAGCAGUAGUUACUGGAAAACCAACACCAGUAGUGACCUGGUUGAGAAAUAAUGGAGAAAUUGAUGAAGGGUACAAUAUCUCCUUCGAUGCAGGUUCUGGUGAACACCAGCUACAGCUGCCGGACGUAUCGGUGGAUCAAGCCGACACGUACAAGUGCUUAGCGAAAAAUGAAUUUGGAAAAGCUAUUGUCACCGCAACCCUUAAUGUUAUUGAAGUUGGCUUCAAAAAGAGCAAAGCUUUGCAACAGUCCAGAACAGCCGUCCGAGAAAUACCAGAGGAUUUCAAAAAGUCCUUGAAAACAGUGGACACUGAGCCGAAAGAGGAGGAAAAAACAGUAAUGGAUGACAAGUUUUGGGAAGAGUUGAUGAGUUCAGACAAGAAAGACUAUGAGAGCGUCUGUGCGCGGUACGGGAUCACCAAUUUCCGUUGGAUGCUGAAAAAACUAAGUGAGAUGAAGGAAGAGAGGGAGCAAGAAGAAGUGAAGGUUGUUGAAAGACUCAGCAUACUGAAGUCCGUUGAAUUGAAACCUGUUGAUGAUUCAGAUAUUGAAGUUGAAGCGCCUAUCUGCAAAAUCUUCCUAUUUAAGGAUGGAGUUAUGAUUCCAUUUGAUGCUGAAACAGAGAUAAAACAUGGAUUGAAGCAAGUGGGAAAGAAGUUUAGCAUGAAUGGUGUCGACAUGGAGGAUGCGGGAUUGUGCGAAGUGGAGAUUGAUGGAAUUAGGAUCUUCUCAGCUGAUAUGAAGCUUCCCCCUUUAGAAUUCUUGGUUAAAUUGGAAGACGUGAAGGCAGAGGAGAGAGAGGACGCCAUGUUCGAGUGCCUCAUCUCGCAACCGAUGAAAAAGAUAACUUGGAAGUUUAAAAAUACCCCACUGGAGCAAGGGGACAAAUAUGACAUCCUUGUGUCCGACGACAUGCUGAUCCACACGUUGGUGGUGAAGGACUGCCAGCCACUGGACAAAGGAAUCUAUGCCGCAGUGGUUGGACUAGCAUCCUGCAGUAGCUGGCUUAUAGUGGAAGUGGACAAAGAUCUGAGCGCGAAAGGGAAGAAGAAAGUUCGCAAAACAACCCGGGCAGGUGGUGGUGGUGCUGAUCUGUUGUUGAUAGCUCAAGAGCAAAAUGCUAAGGUACAGAAAGAGAGGGAUGAGAUGAUUGCAAAAUUAAAAGCGGAGGCAGAAGCCGCUGCUGCCAAGGCUGCAGUUGAGAAGGCAGAGGCCGCAGCUAGAGCUAAAGGUGAAGCUGAAGCCAAAGCCAAAGCUAAAGCAGAAGCUAAGGCAGAAGCCAAAGCUAAAGCAGAGGCCAAAGCCAAAGGAAGAGCAGAAGCAGAAGCAGAAGAGAAAAGAAAGAGAGUGAGAACAGGCCCACUUGUUCCUGAUACAGUCAUCGACCCUGGAGUUUUCUUCACCGGUGGACUUUCAGAUGUAAACGCCAUCAUCGGCACUGAUGCAGAAUUGGUGUGCAGACUGAGCAGCGAGGAAUGUGAUGGAGUCUGGUUCAAAGAAGGGAUAGAGAUAACAGCUACAGAUGACGUCUGUAUCGUUAAAGAUGGGACUUAUCGAAAACUCAUUAUCAAAAACUGCAAAGAAGAGGAUGCUGGGAAGUACCGAUGUGAAGUCGAUGGGCGUAAAACAGAAGCUGUGCUAAUUAUUGAAGAUCCUCCCAGAAUAAACACAGAUGACCUUGCAGUGUUCAUAAAACCCGUCACGAUAAAAUCUGGUAAAGAGGCAGUGUUUAGUGUGUCCUUUGUUGGCCGGGAGCCCAUGAAGAUCCAGUGGUACAACGAGGGCGAGGAGCUGCUGGAGGACUCCAACAUCAAGAUUGAAAAAUCGUCCUCUAACAGUCGUCUGGUUCUCACCAAGUGCCAACGCAGGACCACAGGAGAAAUUAAGAUCAAGAUCAGAAAUGAAUUUGGAAAAGCUGAGGCUACUACACAGCUUAAUGUCUUAGACAAACCGACCCCACCCAUGGGGCCUGUGGAUAUAAUUGAAAGCAACUCAUCUUGCAUUGACUUCAAAUGGCGGCCUCCCAAAGACAGCGGCGGCUGCCCCAUCACUGACUACGUCAUGGAACGACAGCAAAUCGGCCGAAACAGCUGGAAAAAACUAGGCAAGAUUGGUCCAGAGCCCAAAUACAGGGACACUGAUGUGGAUCAUGGCAGAAAGUACUGCUACCAUGUCAGGGCUGAGACCGAUCAUGGCAUCAGUGAAAUGAUGGAAACAGACGACAUUCAGGCAGGGACCAAGGCCUACCCUGGUGCUCCUUCUAUGCCAAAGAUUGUUAGUGCUUUCAAAGACUGCAUCAAUCUUGCUUGGUCUGAGCCCACUAACACCGGAGGAACCAACAUUUCCGGAUACAACGUGGAGAAACGCAAAAACGGCAGUAAUCUGUGGGGCCUCGUCAACCCGCCUCAGGAGCCCAUUAAAGAGAGAACUUACGCAGUAAAGGAUGUUGUUGAGGGCUUCUCAUAUGAGUUCCGUGUGUCAGCAAUCAACAUUUCUGGAGCCGGAGAACCAAGCGCACCCUCCGAAUUCGUGUUUGCGAGAGAUCCAAAAAAGCCCCCUGGUAAAGUCCUUGACUUGAGGGUGACAGACUCCACGUACACCACCUUAUCCCUGGCCUGGACGAAACCCAUCGAGGAGGAAGGGGUCCAGGAUGAGGCCAAAGGAUACCUCGUGGAGCUCAGACCGGCAGAAAACCCAGAGUGGAGUAGCUGUAACUCCAGUCCAAUCAUUAUCAACUCUUACACUAUCAUGGGUCUGAAGUCUAUGGCCAUGUACUGGGUUAGAGUUGUAGCCACCAAUGAGGGUGGGGACGGUGAGCCUCAAGAUUUGGACAACUACAUCAUUGCGAUGCCACCUCCAGUGAGACCUCAAUUCACUGACAAAAAACUUAAGAACUUCAUGGUAAUGAAAGCUGGGAACGCUGCUCGAGUCAACUUUAACUUUCAGGCCUCUCCAGUACCAAUCAUUAAUUGGCUCAAGGACGGCUUGCCUGUGCCCAAGCACUUGACGGUGAGCAACACGGACACAUCAUCGCAGCUAAUGAUCUUCUCAUCAGAACGCCAGGACACCGGAAUCUACACCAUAAUUGUGAAGAAUCUUGUCGGUCAAGAAACCUCCAGUGUGGAGAUAAGAAUUACAGAUGACCCGAAGCCUCCAGGCCCCGUGGAGCUGGAUGAGAACGUGUCGGGAACAGUGACAGUCUCCUGGACCCCGUCUCCGGAUGAGAAAAAAGACGACAGGCUGCACUACAUGAUCACCAAGCGGGAUUCUGAGAAGCGUACCUGGCAGAUCAUUGCAGACCAUCUCUUCAAUAACAAGUACACUGCCGUCAACAUCAUGCCGGGGAGACAGUAUCAGUUCCGGGUCUACGCCAAGAACGACAUGGGGCUCUCCGAUCCCUCCGAGUCAGCAAGAUGGGAAGUGAAGAGAGCGAAAGAAAUAUUUACCGUGAACGUCCCAGCCUCUAAGGACUGCAGCUUCGAGACGCCGCCGUCAUUCUCCGUUCCGCUGAAAACGCACAACAGUCCGGAGAAGUACGAGUGCUACAUGAGUUGUGCAGUGACGGGAAAUCCCAGACCCUAUAUCACCUGGUACAGGAACAACAUCAGCCUCAACACCAACACCAACUACCACAUCACCAAUACCUGUGGGGUCUGCUCCAUGGUGAUCCUCAAAGUCGGGCCGAAGGACAGUGGAGAUUACAUGGUCGUAGCAGAAAAUAAUCUGGGCCGAGUGGAGUGCACAACGAAACUUGUUGUUAAAGAUUGA